CGCGGUUCCUCUGAACAACCCGCCAUGUGAUCACUUCCGAUGCGACUUUACAUCCAUCUCCUUUAAAUACCCAGUUCGUCAGUCUCACAUAGGCCUCGAGCCUUUCUAUUUUGUCUACCGUACUCUGAUCACCGGCGUUUCACGAACACUCCAGCUUUCCGCGUCUCCUAGUACUCUCCUUUCGAUUCCGGAGUCUGCCACGCAAUGUCUCUCAAGGACGACGCCUUUCCUUCCUCCGUGGCCUUUGAUGCCAUCAAUGAAUCCCUCGCCUCCAAUGACGCCGAACGGAAAACUGCCGUCAAGCAAGGGGGCGCCGUCUUCACCUUCAAGCUGAAGAAUAGCAGUGGGAAGGAAGAGGCAUGGUAUAUUGAUCUCAAAGAGACUGGAACGGUCGGCAAGGGCGAAGCCCCUGAAGGCAAGAAGGCUGAUGUGACACUCCUGCUCUCCGACGAGAACUUUGGCAAAUUGAUCACCGGCAAGUCGAAGGCUCAGACGCUAUUUAUGAGUGGCAAGCUGAAGGUCAAGGGAAACGUCAUGAAAGCAACGAAAAUGGAGCCUAUCCUCGCGAAAGCUGGCGGUGCUGCCAAAGCCAAACUAUAGAUGUGACAAUAUUCAAAGCAGAUGCCCAAAAUACUACCGGAAUUUUGAAAAGCACACCCCAUCCUCAGAAUAACGGACCACGGGGGACGACAGGCUCGGAUGUGGAUCAUUCAAAGUACACAUGGCUGGAUUGUGCACACAGAUCUCUUUCCGCGCUGUUGCUCUUCAGCACAAUGCAUGGGUCGGCCUUGGUGGCUUUGACCUGCUUGCCAUCCACCUUUUUGCUCCCCCUGAGCACCUCGACCACGCUUCCUUCUGUCCAGGCUGACGUCGUCUUCCAAUAGGCUCUCUGCCCUUCUUUUGGCGGCCUCGACUUCGAAGCGGGCUGAGCUGGCGCGUCCACCCUACCAAGCACUGAGACGGAUGUGCCGUUCCGUUGAAUUUUGGGCGUUCCGGUCUGAUCCUUCUGUUUCUUCUUUGGAUGAUCGGCUGCUUCUCCGUCUAUCGCGUCUUGACCACGAACGCGGUUCUGACCGGGCUUUUGGGAUGCCUGCCCUCGCUUGGUGUGAUUACUGGGGUGUUCCUGCUGCUGAGGGUCUGGGUCAGACUGCAUGGUUUCAUUGUUCCCCUGUUUGUUCGAGAGACUUUGCGUUUCCUGCUUGCCGUCUUCUUUUGUCGCUUUCGGUUCCUCCUUCUUCUCAUGGACGACUUCCCCUUCGUCGUUGGCUUUCUCCCUAUCAGACUUUGCUCGCG
Cladophialophora immunda is the source of this 1293-nucleotide messenger RNA. RefSeq lists its product as uncharacterized. Gene Ontology annotation, cellular component: cytosol. Lineage: Eukaryota; Fungi; Ascomycota; Eurotiomycetes; Chaetothyriales; Herpotrichiellaceae. The transcript has 4 exons. The record is from RefSeq and is a predicted model, not a curated record. The coding region runs from base 205 to 600 and encodes 131 amino acids.